AUGGGAGCUACGCCCCCUGGCUGCACACCGUGGCUUGUGUCCUUGGCCACCGAGCCACUUCCUGGAGGGGAACAGAGCCGCAGACUAUGGGAUCCCACAGUUACUUCCAAGUUCCGCAACCUCCUAGAUGAGAAGGAAUUUAAGGUCAGUUUCCCCCGGGGCCAAGCUGUGGCCUGCUGCGGCUCCUUCCGCGGCUGGCUGGUCGUGGCCAACGAGCUCUCAGACCUUGUCCUCUACAACCCCUUCACGGCGGCAUUGCUCCCGCUCCCGCCGCUCACUGGCUUCUCGUCGUGCAUCGAAGGGGUCUAUGCAGACGAAGGAAAUGUCAUUGGCUAUCGUUAUAGGUGUCACCAUGCUAGUAGCAAUAGCAGUGUUUAUGACAUGGAUUCUCUGGGCAGGCAUUUCUAUGACAAGGUUGUGUUGUCUGGUUCUCCAUCUGCCCGUCCCGCAGUUGCCUUGGCCAUCCACUUGGACGGCAAGCGGCUCUCUUUUGCGAGGGUAGGAGAUAGUUUUUGGCGACAAGUUUCGGUGAUAAGGAGAAGCCAAGAUAGUUUUGCCGAUUGUGUCUACCUCCGGGGCAGAUUCUACGUGUUGUCAAUGACAGGUAAAUUGAAGAUUUGGGACCUCGGUGGACAGGAGGACAUGCCAUGA
Molecule: messenger RNA, 651 nt
Organism: Aegilops tauschii subsp. strangulata
Lineage: Eukaryota; Viridiplantae; Streptophyta; Magnoliopsida; Poales; Poaceae
Product: F-box protein KIB2-like
Source: RefSeq, a predicted model, not a curated record